Molecule: messenger RNA, 3294 nt
Organism: Brachypodium distachyon (stiff brome)
Lineage: Eukaryota; Viridiplantae; Streptophyta; Magnoliopsida; Poales; Poaceae
Product: pentatricopeptide repeat-containing protein At1g18900
Exons: 4
Coding region: 516-3089 (857 amino acids)
Molecular function (GO): protein binding
Source: RefSeq, a predicted model, not a curated record
GACUUGCGCAGGAAGUUGCUGCUGCUGUCUUUUUGCACAAAGCUCCUCUCCUGUUCCCCUGCCAGCGCCUUCCCCAAGCACAAGGAACCCGUGCGCCGCGCCGCCGAGAUACUUCCGGAUCCACUCCUCCAAAAUCGCACGCAAACAAAUUAAUCCUCGGAACUUGCCUUCCUUCCCCGAUUGCAAUUCCCAAUCGCGCUCUCCCUCCUCCUCCUGCUUCUUCUUCUUCUUCUCCAAGCUUCGCCGCCGCCGCCGCCGCCCCCGCCGCCGCCGCCGCGUGGCGUCCAGGAUUGAUUGAGGGAGAAGGCGACCGGCGGCGGCCAGCGGCCAGGGCACGGCGCCGGGCCGCUGCGCUCUCGCGGGUGCUCUGCUCGUCGUCGCUCCAAGGAUAUUGUGCACACUAAAAGGCUCGCACAAGCAUAGGUAGACUCUAAUACGCCACAUGGAGCUCUCUGGUGGAUAGAAGUCCACACGUAUAUACAUUGUUCAAAUUUCUAGAUCGACAUUAACCAUUCAUGUUGAGGGCAAAGCAACUCGGCACACUAUCCCAGUGUGCAAGAUCCUUCUAUCUUAGUGGGUCAAGGUGUGGUAGCACUGAUGGAGCUUCAUGCACAUGCCCUGAGGAUGACACAUGUGCUUCAAAGAGACAGGCGAGUGGUAUCCAGCAGAAGUUUCAGUCAACCGGCAGAUCUUCUGUAAAGGCUCUCCCAUCUUCUGCACAACAUGUUGGAUCUAUUGGCACUGCUACUGGAUACCCACCUCAAGCUGUUCAUGUCGUUCCUUCCACCUUGACACCAGGCAAUGAGCCCGCAUCUAUCAACAGAAACAACCCUCCUAGCAAUUAUCAGGUGCUAGGAAAUGAUUAUGUACAGCCAUCUAAGCAGACUGCCAGGAGUGUUUCUCAGUCUGGAAUUGCAGGAGCUGGUGUGUAUUCUGAGUUGGUAAAUAUGAGGUCCUCCUCGACUAAUGGACGCACUGAGCAAGCUCCACAGGCUAUUGCUAACUAUUCUAACAAGCCCUUAUCCAGUGCGCAGUCUUCUAAUAACAAGGCACAUAACCAGCAUAGCUUUCCAGAGGCAAAGGUGCCUUAUACCCCUUCCAUGCAAAAUGACUUUGGGAAGGGGGUAUCAAGACCUGGAUACACAAAGUCAAAACAGAAUUUUUCAGGGCCAUCUGCUGUAGUUUCUAGUUCAACGGCACAGGCAAGGAACCAAAGACAUCCAGGUCAAGGCAACCCAAAUUAUCAUUCUAAUAAUCUCAAUUCAGAUGGCAGGUGGGCUGGAGUUCGAACUCGAAACUUCUCAGCUCCAACUGUUUAUAGUGGCCCCAGUGACAAAUCCAAGGGCCCUUCAGGAACAAUAAAAGCUCAUGGUGGAGGACCGCAGUCGAACUUACGGUCAUUGAAGUCAUUGCGGGCAGUUGAGCAGUAUUAUCAUACGCUGCAACAGAUGAAAUGGGGUCCCAUGACGGAACAUGUUCUGGAUAGUCUCCAUUGCAAGAUAGAUGCAUUCCAGGCUAAUCAAGUACUCAAGCUGCUUCAUGACCAUACUAUGGCGCUUGGCUUCUUCCAUUGGUUAAAGAGGCAACCAGGGUUCAAGCAUGAUGGUCAUACCUACACAACCAUGAUAGGCAUCCUUGGACAAGCUAGGCAGUUUGGUAUAAUGAGAAACCUUCUUCAUGAGAUGAACAGAGAUCGCUGCAAGCCAACUGUGGUAACAUACAACAGAAUAAUACACGCAUAUGGUCGUGCAAAUUAUCUGAGGGAGGCUGUUAAAGUAUUUGAGGAAAUGGAGGAAGCUGGUUAUGAGCCUGAUCGAGUUACAUACUGUACGUUGAUUGAUAUCCAUGCUAAAGCAGGAUAUCUGGAAGUAGCAAUGGAUUUAUAUGGCAGGAUGCAAGAAGUAGGCCUGUCACCGGAUACUUUCACCUACAGUGCCAUGGUUAAUUGCCUUGGAAAAGGUGGUCAAUUGGCAGCUGCUUAUAAGCUUUUCUGUGAGAUGAUUGAAAAUGGCUGUACACCUAACCUCGUUACUUACAACAUAAUAAUUGCCCUGCAGGCAAAAGCGAGAAAUUACGACAAUGUUGUGAAACUGUACAGAGACAUGCAAGUUGCUGGAUUUCGUCCUGACAAGAUAACAUACAGCAUUGUGAUGGAAGUUCUUGGUCAUUGUGGUCAUCUAGAUGAGGCUGAGGCUGUUUUCAUUGAGAUGAGGCGUGACUGGGCUCCUGAUGAACCUGUAUAUGGUCUUUUGGUGGACCUGUGGGGAAAAGCUGGCAAUGUUGACAAGGCAUUAGGAUGGUACCAUGCAAUGCUUCAGGAUGGUUUGCAGCCUAAUGUGCCCACUUGCAAUUCUCUCUUGAGUGCUUUCCUUAAGAUAAACAGGUUUCAAGAUGCCUACAGCGUUCUUCAGAACAUGCUUGCUCAGGGACUUGUUCCAUCUCUGCAGACUUAUACCUUGCUGCUCAGUUGUUGUACUGAUGCUCAUGCACAGAUGGGGUUAUGCUGUCAGCUCAUGGCGAUCACUGGACACCCGGCCCACAUGUUCUUGCUAUAUUUGCCUGACGCAGAACCUGGUGGCGAGAAUGUGAGGGAUCACACCAGGUAUUUCUUGGACAUGAUGCACAGCGAGGACAGAGAAAGUAAAAGAGGUUUAAUGGAUGCUGUGAUAGACUUCCUACACAAGUCCGGCCUCAAGGAGGAGGCUGGCUUUAUAUGGGAGGUUGCUGCCCAGAAGAAUGUGUACCCGGAUUCUGUGAGGGAGAAGAGCUCUGCAUAUUGGCUUAUCAACCUUCACUUGAUGUCCGAGGGCACUGCAGUGACUGCCCUGUCCAGGACACUUGCUUGGUUCCACAGGCAGAUUCUGGUGAUGGGGUCCUGCCCCGAAAGAAUCGACAUCGUCACUGGCUGGGGCAGAAGGAGCAGGGUUACCGGAUCAUCCUUGGUUAGGCAGUCAGUCGAGAAGCUUCUGCAUCUCUUCCAAUUCCCGCUCUUCACUGCUCGCGGGAAUACUGGCUGCUUCGUUGGAUGUGGGCAGCCACUUAAUCAGUGGCUGCACAAUCCUUAUGUUGAGCGCAUGCAUUUGUUGUAGUUGUAGUGAGCACUAGGUUAUCUUCAGAAAUAAAGGACUUGUCUAAACAGGUGCAAUUUUGUGGAAGAAUCAGAUCAGUUUGGAUGGAGCAUCUGUUCUAGUUUGGUAUAGUCAGUGUUUGUUAAGUGUAACGAUGGUCGAAUUCUUAUCUUUUGGAACUUAUUUGUGAUAACAUUAAGAGAUGGCAUUGUUGCAUUCUGAGUUA